AUGGACAAGAAUUAUCUCGACAGAAUCAACCUUCGCAAACAUAUUCUAAAGCAGCAACCAGACGAGUGCGCUGUGGCUAACGCAGCUGCACAGCCAGCCAUUAACGAAUUGUAUACCUGGCUCAUGGGUACAUACCUGCCACAACGAUUCCCUACCAUGUUUGAAUUGCUACCCUCCAAGGAUGGCAAACCACAGCAACUGUCUAACCUAGUCACUGGCGAUGUUCAUCCUGUUUUGCCCCCUUCUAGUGGCCCUACGAGCACUGAGGCACUUCGGAUUAUCGGUGAGACAGUCGAAGAAGAUUUCAUGAUCCUUAUGCCUUCUUCGGAUGGCCGUGGAUACUCCUUGCAAGGUAUAGUGGCAUGCUUCCCAAGUAGCUGGAGUCCCAAGGAGAAAUUCGGCAUGACACUUCGAGAAAUCCAUGUACCAGUGCCCAAGUACAAAGAAAAGUUGGAGAUGAGUCUGGAGCGGUUCUUGGGAAGAGUUGAGCCCGGAACCUAUGUUCGAAGAGCAAACUGGACUGUGACCCUUGACAACGCCUUAUGGUCUGCCAAUUCAUAUGAAAACCAUGCUUUUGAUGAAGUCGUGAAGGCGGUCGAUACUAUCGACCCUGAAAUUGCAUGUGUACGUUCAGAGCGUCAAACAGUUCAUCGGCUGCCGCAAUCUGGAGCAAUCUGCUUCUGUUUUAAAUCUUUUAUCUACCCGCUCACAGAUAUCAAGGCAGAGGGUUGGGGAGAGGAGCUAUCUCAAGCCAUUGAUGGUCUCCAAAAAGGCAGCGUUCCAGAAAUUCACCAUUACAAGCGCGCUGGUGUCUGGGGAGAGGCUGUGAAGGCUUACUUGAGAUCUUAG
Penicillium taxi is the source of this 849-nucleotide messenger RNA. Its product is annotated as heme-dependent oxidative N-demethylase family protein. The record is from RefSeq and is a predicted model, not a curated record. The transcript has 3 exons. Lineage: Eukaryota; Fungi; Ascomycota; Eurotiomycetes; Eurotiales; Aspergillaceae. The coding region runs from base 1 to 849 and encodes 282 amino acids.